CGAAACUAUAAAUUCAUAAAUGCAAAAUUAGAUGCUUUCAGAGCGGUUUCAAAAGCAUUAAGAUUGAUAUCAAAUAUCCUCUUUCGACACAUUCAAAACUUGUGCCAAAAUAAAGUAUGCUGCUCUUUCGUUUAAUCUAAGAAAUCUGGAUCAGUUUCUUUGGAAUUUUAAUUUUAAUUUUAAUGAUAAAUUAUAAUCACGUCUAUAUCUCUCUUUCUCUCCCCCUUCCUCUGUUUUUCUUUCCUAUCAUGUCCACAAUGAUGUCUGUGAUUUUUGCCUGAAUUUUAACGGCACGUUCGCGUUAACGCAUGUUGACUUUUUCGGCAAAAAUUUGCAUAUUCAAACUGCUUUUAGUUCCAACUUAUUGUUAGUAAUUUCAAUUAAAGGAUUUUAAGACUGACAAAAAUUUGUCUAACCAUCAGACUGUUGCGAGCAUACGUGCCAAUGAAUUCAUAUUGUCCCUCUGCUCGCGUGCUUACCACGCGCGUGGAGAGUUUAAGUUUUCAGAUUUCACUCUAUAGGGAGACUGCGCCCCACCAUCCUCUUCAUUAUAGACGCGAGACAUUUCAGAACCAUUGGCCGGGCUACAAUCCGCUCGUGCGAUACAGUUGAUCCGUGGUCAUCCACCAAGGAAGGAGGGAUCCACUUGAACACAAACUAUCAUCCUCUUUGCAUUGUCUUCUUUUUUCUCAUCUCAAAAGCGGACGCCACAACAAUAUCCACGUCUCGAAGCUAUCAUGAGUUUUAACAAACCGCGUUAUCAAGAAUUCACAUAACAAUUGCGCCAAAUUGCGAAUCAAGAAUAAUCAAUCGAUCAAGGAAGAUCCAGAUCAAGAUUAAAUCGUGUAACAAGUGCCACAACGAGAAGAACUCUUGACAAUGACAGCAUCCUGACACAAGAUUGAUAUCCAAUUUAUACUACGGUUGUCUCAAGGGUGUCUCUGUCAGCGGACCGCGAACAUCAGUAGACGAAAAGAAGAAUCUUGCUUGAAGAUCAAUUUUAAAAACUCGUGGAAUAUCGCCAAUGAUGUGGAUUCGUGAUCAGUGAUCUCACGCUAGUUUCCUUUAAACGUGUCACACAUCUUUUCUGUGAACAUUUACGAGACGAACAUGUGGAACGCGAUGCGUUUUCCGUUCAUCGCCUUACUUGCACUUCUCGUGAUCUACGCCGAAGGAGUAUCUGCCGAUAUUCCGAAUGGUGCCGUGCAGGAACCGAUUCUUCGAGUAAAAAACUUGCCAACGACAAUUAACGUAGUCGAUAAAAAAAACUGGACCAGUCUGUCGAACGUGCUGGAUGUUUUUAGUGCACAUAAUUUAGUCAAAAAUUGGGCCGAAGGAGAGUACGCAAUCGGAGCACAAUGCAGCAAAGACAUCACGACGUACGUCGAAGCUUUGAAGAAUAAAGAAUUGUGGGCUCUCAAAGUGGAUGAUGCGUCGGGUAGAUUUACCAAUGGAUUCUUCUGGGGUAAUUCUUAUUUCACCGGAUCGGCGACAGAAUGUGACUAUAUCGGAGAAAUUCAUACCCGGAAAAAUUCCAAAAUCAAUGUGGAAUCGUCAAUUGAAGAGGUACGAGAAUUUAACGCAGAGCCGCGGAAAACGAUGAAUUUCGGCCUAAGCGGGACCAAUACCUGGAUCCAAACUACAUCUACCGAUGUACCACCUUAUCAUCUAGGAUUUUAUAUGAUGAGAAUUUUUAUAAACGCAUCUCAAUAUACAGCAACACGAUUGAUUCAUCUCGGAGUCUGUCUUCCAUUCUCAUGUACGGCCUCAGAUGUAGCUAUAAUCGGUAAACUCGCUGCGGGAGAAUUUGCAGCAAAACACUCAUCUAUCGAAAAAGUCCGAGAUCAACAUAAUUUAUAUGACAUGUUCUCAGAUCCUGUCUUCUGGUGUUUGUUCGGUGUCAGCUUAGUGGUCCUAAUACUGAUGAUCCUCGGUACCGGAUACGACUAUUACCUACUGAAAAAGUUAACCCGCAAAAGAAAUGUAAUUUACGAUUUGGAGAAACACGGGAAACUCGAUCAUCUCACAAAUGGCAAUCGGAAGGCACUAAAUGCUUUUCAAGGUAAGGUCUACCUUCCUGUUCCAGUAGCAGAUUCUAACACCAACGGAGUGCAGCGGAUCAACAAUAAUAACGAUCACGAGAACAGCUUGCAGUCGUCUACUACAGAGGAACAGCAGGAGCUCAACGUCUUUGAGGAACUUUUACUUUCAUUCUCCAUUCCCGCCAACGUGGCAACCAUCUGCGACCGUAAUGUGGGUGGUGACACUAUCAGCACCGUCCAUGGACUCAGGGCGAUAUCGAUGGCAUGGGUCAUCCUCGGGCAUACGUGCAUCGUCCUUUUCAAGUACUCGGACAAUAUGGAAUAUCGCAAAGUGGUGGAGAAGAGAUUCCUCUUCCAGACUAUCACAAACGGGGCCUUUAGUGUCGAUACGUUCUUCUUCAUGGGCGGCUUGCUCGUGAGCUUCCUGUACUUCAGAACCAAUGCUAAGGGAGACUUGAAGAGGCUCACGCAAGGCACGCGAGGCUUCCUCGCGGGCAGCCUGAAAUUCAUCGGACUUCUUCUGUACAGAUUCAGUAGGCUCACCGCACCGUACAUGUUUGUACUAGGUGUGGUCGAGGUCUCGAUGAAGUAUUUCCACGCAAACUCCGUUUUCGAGCCUCCUACGGCGGACCAUUAUAAUUGUCCCAAUUAUUGGUGGAGAAAUUUGCUCUAUAUCAAUACUUGGUUUCCCGUCGAGGAAAUGUGUAUGCUUUGGAGUUGGUACGUAGCAGAUGACACACAAUUUUACAUCGUGGGCGGAGUCAUACUAGUGCUUGCUACAAAACACUUUAAAAUAGCGGCUGCCGCUUUAAUUGGUCUACUAAUAAGCUCGUGGGCAACUACUGGCUAUAUUGCUUUGAUCAACAAUCAUAUGCCAACCUCGGAUGAUCCAUUAGCCCUCUUCGACAAGAUCUACGAUAAACCGUGGACAAGAUUAGGGCCCUAUUUGAUUGGGAUGUCCGUCGGUUAUUUUCUCUUUAAGACUGACUGUAAAAUAAAAAUGUCUAAGGCUACCGUCGUCAUAGGAUGGCUUUUGUCUUCCGCGUGUCUCUUGAGUUUACUUUACGGUCUAUACGAAGCGGAACUUGCACCUGUUACAGCCGCUGCAUAUUCUUCCCUAAGCCACAGUGCAUGGGCGCUAGGCCUGGCAUGGAUCGUAAUAGCAUGUAGCACUGGCUACGGAGGAUACAUAAAUAAGAUAUUAUCGUGGCCACUCUUGUAUCCAUUCAGCAGAGUGACUUACUGUGCUUAUCUAGUUCACCCACUUGUAAUUCGAUGGACCGCGAUGAAUCUAGAUUCUCCGUUCCAUUUAGGAAAGGAUACUGUGUUAAUAACAUUCCUGGGACAACUAGUGCUGUCUUACGCUUUAUCUUUCAUAGUGUCAGUCACCUUCGAAGCACCAGUAGUCAGUAUGCUAAAGAUCCUCGCACCAAAAAAGCGAAAACGCAUACAAUAGACACUAAACUAUAUUUAACGCAUACUGAAUAUUCGUACGAUUAUUUAUACAAUUUUAUUUACACAUUAUACGUACGUAUAUUUUUAUCUGCGAAUAAGUGGUACCAUGUUGCAAAUGUUAUUAUGUACAUGUUGCAUCAGUACCGCGCACAUUGUUUGAUUUAUCUCAAACACGAAUGAACAACGUAAACCCUUUUAUGUGUAUUGUUAGAUGUAAAAUAAAUUAUUUCUCUUUGUAUUGUAACUUU
Messenger RNA from Ooceraea biroi (clonal raider ant), 3745 nucleotides. Its product is annotated as nose resistant to fluoxetine protein 6. Lineage: Eukaryota; Metazoa; Arthropoda; Insecta; Hymenoptera; Formicidae. Gene Ontology annotation, molecular function: acyltransferase activity, transferring groups other than amino-acyl groups. The record is from RefSeq and is a predicted model, not a curated record.